Cotesia congregata is the source of this 2712-nucleotide messenger RNA. The record is from the annotation of a GenBank genome assembly. Lineage: Eukaryota; Metazoa; Arthropoda; Insecta; Hymenoptera; Braconidae.
AUGGACGUGCGAAGGCGAGCCUCUUUGGAGAAUUUAUUUCAACUCAAUCCCUUCAAUUACAUCGAAAAAGAAAAAAAACUGGAGCAUGAAGAUAAAUUGAACCGACGAAAAAAAGCAGAUCUCCCUCGCCAGGAUUUGGAGCCCAGCCAAGAAAUGUAUCCGUACGAGUGUUACCCGCUCAAUAUUUUAAAUCGUAGACGAGCGCAGCUGCUGGAUCAAAUAGAGAGCUCUCAUUUUAACCCCGGCGAUGAGAGAAAAAAAAUUCGAAUCUGGCGUAAUAUGAAAGCGGAUCUUCAAAUUGACAUGAGCAGCUUCAUCAAAACUGAAUCAUCCCCGGAAGUGGAACUAGAGACCUGGACCACCGGGGAACGAUGCAUUCCGUACCGCGAUCAAGUCCUAGGAUUGGGAGCUAUUGACUCAAAUGUCGGAGAUGUUGACGUUGAUGAUUAUGCUACUUGCAGAGAACUUGGGCAUGCACGAGUGCCUGCAGUAUGCCUGGCCACUAAAAAAACCCAUCAGAUUGUUGAUCGAUCCACCGGAGAACGGCCGGGCUUAGUGGACGGUGAUUACGUAACGUGUGAAUUUGAGUCCAAGGGUGAUUACCGACUUGUGUACACUCAGGUCUGUUUGAGAGGGACCAAGGGGAUGCAUCUGAUUGAACUGGCUAGGGAACGCACGAAGACCUGGAAGUUUUGCUUUUAUCAAGCGCUGGUUGCUUUGUUAGCUAAAACGCAAUUGAGAUAUAAAUUUGCAACCAGUAACAAUAUUGAUUACAUCUACGACCUUGCCUGGAUGCUGUUUCUUCACGUGGGAAGUCUCAGUAUCAAUCACAAACUUAGAUUGGACGACGUGGUGGUUUAUAAUUACAAUUACUGCGUAGAAAUGGAGUUAGUCCAAGAAUUGAAGGAUGUUGAGAAAGACUCGGGCGUUGGUUUCAGAUUUUUGGAAAAGGGAGUAAAGAUACGGGCAAUGAAAAGGCCGGAAUUGAUGAAAUUGACUGGAGAGUUGGGACAAGAAAAGAAGAAAUUAUUUUUGGACAAGCCGGUUCAUGAGGGAACGAAGGAAAUAGAGCACUGGUUUGAUAAACUACCGGAUAAUUGCAGAAAUUGUGUGUUCAGGACUGAAAAGUUCGCGCUGGCUUUUUGGAAAGAUGGCAGCUUUUGGUACCUGUACAAUCCUUAUCGUUGCGACAAGUUUGGGUUUUGGGAUGAUAAUGGGAAGGCGAGUGUCAUUAAGUUCUGCUCGAGGGUCGCUUUGAGAAGACAUUUGAUGAUUUUGCUGGUUAGGGCGUAUGCUUAUGGGGUUAAUCGUGGUGAUUUGGAGCAAAGUGAAGAUAAUUUUGAGGAUUUAAAAAGCGAAAAAAUUGGUGCAGAUACUAAAGGUGAUGGAAAUGUGGAAAGUGAAGAAGUAAAUUUUAUAAAUGAUGAACAAAAAUUGGAAAAUGUAAAUGAUGGAGAAGUUCAGGAAAAUUAUGAAGUUGAAAAUGUAGAAAAUAAAGAUGAAAAUCUGGCAAGUGAUGAAAAAAAUGAAGAAAAUAUAAAAAAUACUGAAGAAAUUCGAGAAAAUGAUGAGAAAACUUUGGACAAUACAAACAACUUAGAAAUUGAUAAAGUUAAUCCGGAAAAUCAAGAAGAAAGUACGAACAAUGAAGAAAAUUUAUAUAUUAAACAAAGAAAUCAACAUCAUAAUUCAGGAAAUGAUAAAUUAACAAUUCAAAUCUUCCAGUUGAAUUAUAACUGCGUAAAACUCCACAAUCUUAAAUUACUCUGUAAAAAUUCAUCAAGACCAAAAACAAGACCUAUAACCAAAAAAGUAGACGAGUAUGAUGUAUCUUCAAACAAUUUAGACAGCGAAUUAGUUCCCAGUACCGAGCAUAUUGAAAAACCUUCAUGGCUGUCUGAAAACCGAAUUACCUGGUCAAAAGUAUCCUCAGCCUCGCCGUGCAGAAAAGCUCGUUGGCACGAAUAUUUAGUGGAAGAACCGCGAAAACUAUUCAGUCUCUGGGGUGAAAUCCAUCCGACGGGCAGGAUGUUCUCUCCGGAAAACCGUGGGAAGCAGAUUCACGCAUGUUACCUCGUCUGUUUGGGAAUGUCACGAAUAAUGGCGCCGGAAUAUUGGAGUUCCAAGACACUGGAUACAGUAGUAAUGUGCGGUGAUCGAUGUUACGCAUCCAGCAGACUUCAAAGUGACGCUGCAUUGGGAAAUUCCAUUGACAAUAAUAAUCAGAGGAACAAUGCCGAUGUCGACAGAGCACGUACGUCCUGGGAGAGCUACUUAACGAGGCAUUUUAAAAUUGGCGAUAUGCUCUUUGAAGUCAAAGUACUCUCGGCAAUUUGUGGAAGACUCUAUUCAAGAAAUUCUUUAUGGAAAAUUCUUCAGCAGAUGUUCCUCACACACUCUUACGGAGUCUUAACUUGCGAGAGUUCUUGUCUUGCUAUUUUUAAAUUCUGCGGAGCUUAUUACGUCUUUGACACUAAUUCUUUCGGUCCGCCAAUUUUUGACUACGGUCAGGGGGUUGCUUAUCUGCUUCGUGCCACAAGUUUCCAAAAAUUACUUAAAACUCUUAUUCUGAUUAUAAAUUCCCUGGAGUCCAGCAGAUUUUCCGUAAAUCCUGUGGAAAUUUUAAAAAUAAUCGACGUCGAGUCUCCUUGCAGCAAAAUCAAAGAGAAAAAAUUGAAGAAAAAAUUAAAAAGGACAAAAGGCUGUAAAUAA